GUUUGACUCAAAAUUUAUUCACAAGUUAGUCGAUAAAUAUAACAUUGAAAGUUCGAUUCCUCGACGACCUAAAUAAGAAAAUAAAGGUGAUCGCAUUGGGAAGACAUACAAGAACUGUCUGAACUGAUCUAAUACCGUUGGCGUUGCAUGAACUCGAGAUGGCGAAUAUUCAGAUUCUUGUGUUGGUUCUAAUGUACUGUGGCCUUUGUCACGCAGCUUUUUGUUCUGACGACGAGCUUGCUGGAAAAUGUUGGGAUGACAAAAUCAUUCCAAUGGCAAUCGGAGCGGCUGUUGUUGCCUUCAUUCUUGGUAUUUCUGUUAUUUUACUUGCUGUCGCGUUGCUUUGCAAAGCAAAACGUCGUCACAGAACCAAAGUCAUGGUCUACAGGCAACCUUACAGAAAGACAGACAGCGUGAAAGGAGGAAUCCGAGAUAAUGCAGGAUUUGAAAGUGCCCGCCAAUACCAUGUUAAACGCCCUGCAUUGAGGGAUGAUUUUGAAGAACCAGCCUACAUUAUGACACGGAAUGCCGCAAGACCAAGUAAAAUUCCUGUUGCUGACUUAGCCGAAGAUGACAUGUCUGAAAGUCCCUCAUCUUCUCGCAUGCAGUGGAUACCUGAGGAAAAGAAAAUCCGGGCAAACGUUGCUGGACGCAGUGGUAUUUACCAAUGAUUUUCCAACCGUCGGACAUAUAUCCAUCCACUGACGUUUAAAAAUGUUACAUUGCACGUAUGCUGCAUUUCUAUGCAUGCUAUAACUCUAUAAUAACUCUAAAUUUAAUUCAAGUCGCUCAGUAAGUCAAUAUGAAUGCUGCACCCCGGUCCUAAUAUUAUCCAUUUAAAGUAUAUUUACAGUAUACCUGUUUGCAUGAUGUUACACGUUCGAGUUUCAAUAAAGUUCAAUUCACUACAAAUAUACUGUGACAACACUUCUCAUAUUUGUGGCUCAAAAUGUUGAUAAAGGUCAAUGGAAUGGUUAGAAUCAUCAAAGGACUUCGAGAACUGGAUUCGUGGCGUGUUCCGGGACUGAGGAAAUGGCGAGCGACGAAGCGUUCUUAUUUUAGAAGUAAGACGGAUAUGAACUGCAUGGU
Messenger RNA from Dendronephthya gigantea, 1089 nucleotides. RefSeq lists its product as uncharacterized. The transcript is spliced from 6 exons. The record is from RefSeq and is a predicted model, not a curated record. NCBI's taxonomy places the organism in Eukaryota, Metazoa, Cnidaria, Anthozoa, Malacalcyonacea, Nephtheidae. The coding region runs from base 159 to 671 and encodes 170 amino acids.